GCGCUGUCCCCGGGUCACCCCGGCCUCGCCGCCGCCGCCGCCAUCGCCAUGCGCAGCCGGAGCAACUCGGGCGUGCGGCUGGACGGCUACGGCCGCCUGGUGCAGCAGACCAUCCUCCGGCACCAGGACGCGGUGACAGGCUUGCUUCCCGCCAGUGAGGAUCACAAAGAUGCCUGGGUCCGGGACAAUGUCUACAGCAUCAUGGCCGUGUGGGGCCUGGGUUUGGCAUACCGCAAGAACGCUGACCGUGAUGAGGACAAGGCAAAGGCUUACGAGCUAGAGCAGAGUGUGGUGAAGCUGAUGCGGGGAUUGCUCCAGUGCAUGAUGAGACAGGUGGACAAGGUAGAGGCAUUCAAGUACAGCCAGAGCACCAGGGACUGCCUGCAUGCCAAAUACAACACCUGCACCUGUGCCACUGUGGUGGGGGACCACGAGUGGGGUCACCUACAGAUGGAUGCCACUUCCCUCUACUUGCUCAUGUUGGCGCAAAUGACUGCCUCAGGCCUUCACAUAAUUCACAGCCUGGAUGAGGUCAACUUCAUCCAGAACCUUGUGUUCUACAUCGAAGCAGCCUACAAAACUGCAGACUUUGGGAUAUGGGAGCGUGGAGACAAGACAAACCAAGGCAUCACCGAGUUGAAUGCUAGCUCUGUUGGCAUGGCAAAGGCUGCCCUGGAGGCGCUGGAUGAGCUGGACCUCUUUGGAGCGAAGGGAGGCCCACAGUCUGUGAUACGAGUACUAUCAGAUGAAGUGCAGCACUGCCAGUCCAUCCUCCAUUCAAUGCUGCCGAGAGCCUCCACAUCCAAGGAGGUGGAUGCCAGCGUGCUCUCUGUCAUCUCCUAUCCGGCGUUUGCUGUGGAGGAUAGCGAGCUGGUGGAAAUCACCAAGCAAGAGAUCAUCACGAAGCUGCAGGGGCGCUAUGGCUGCUGCCGUUUUCUCCGCGAUGGAUACAGGACCCCCAAAGAGGACCCCAACCGCCUCUACUAUGAGCCUGCUGAGCUGCAGCUCUUUGAGAACAUCGAGUGCGAGUGGCCUCUGUUCUGGACAUACUUGAUCAUUGAUGGGAUUUUCAGCGGCAAUGUGGAGCAGGUGCAGGAGUACCGGGAAGCCCUUGAAGGGGUCCUCAUCAAGGGGAAGAACGGUGUGCGCCUGCUGCCAGAGCUGUACAGUGUCCCACCGGAUAAGGUGGAUGAAGAGUACAGGAACCCCCACACUGUGGACAGGAUACCUAUGGGCAAGCUACCGCUUAUGUGGGGCCAAUCUCUCUACAUCCUGGGCUGCCUGAUGGCUGAGGGGUUUCUAGCUCCCGGCGAAAUCGAUCCCCUCAACCGCAGGUUUGCGACUGUCCCCAAACCCGACGUGGUGGUCCAAGUGUGCAUCCUGGCAGAGACAGAUGAGAUCAAAGCCAUCCUGAGGAAGGAAGGCAUCAAUGUGGAGACUGUGGCUGAUGUGUACCCCAUCAGAGUCCAACCUGCCCGCAUCCUCAGCCACAUCUAUGCCCGCCUGGGCCGCAACAAGCAGAUGUGCCUCACAGGACGCCCCUUCCGGCGCAUGGGUGUUCUUGGAACCUCCAAGCUCUAUAACAUCAGGAAGAACAUCUUCACUUUUACCCCACAGUUCAUAGACCAGCAGCAAUUCUACCUGGCUCUUGACAACACGAUGAUAGUGGAGAUGCUGCGGACAGACCUUUCGUACCUCUGCAGCCGCUGGAGGAUGACUGGGCGGCCAACCAUCACCUUCCCUGUCUCUCAGACCAUGCUUGAUGAAACUGGCAGCAGCGUGCACCACACAGUUCUGGCAACGCUGCGGAAGCUGCAGGACGGGUAUUUUGGUGGUGCAAGGAUCCAGACGGGUAAGUUGUCUGAAUUCCUGACAACAUCAUGCCGAACACACCUCAGCUUCAUGGACCCCGGGCCGGAGGGUAAGGUCUUUGCCAACGAUUACGAGCUCAGCAUUGACAACUUUGAGGAGCUAGACCCUGAGGAAUGGCUGCAUGGCUUGCAGUUAGCAGAUGAUGCUGACACCUUUGAUGAAGUUGCUCAGUACUUAGAUCACCUGUUGCAGCGCACGGCUCCCCGGUCCAACCUUCCUCCUACUGCCCAACCAGGAGGGCUGAAUCGCUUCAGAGCUGCCGUACACACCACCCGUGAUCUCAUGUCCCUAGUAUCCAAGGCUAAAGACCUUCACGUCCAGAAUGUUGGAAUGUACAUCCCCAGCAAGAUCUUCCAGGCAUCCCAGCAGUCUGUCAACUUGCUAAGCUCUCCUCCCCAGCAUGACGUAGAUGGCAAGAGCUACGUGCUCCAUGCAGAGAUGAACCUACCCAGAGAUGAGGCUGGCAACGUGGACUGCAAGGCACUGGUGGACCAGCUACGCAUCUGUCCCACGCUGCAGGAGCAAGCAGACAUCCUCUACAUGCUCCACAUCCUCAAGGGGCCUGAGUGGCACACUGGGCUUGAGAGCCAGCCUGGGCCCACCGUCAAGGAGCUCCUCACCGAGCUGUAUGUGCGGGUGGGGGCUACACGCCAGUGGGCCCUGAUUCGUUACAUCUCCAGCAUUCUCAAGAAGAAGGUGGAAGCUCUGGAUGAGGCCUGCACUGACCUCUUGUCUCACCAGAAGCACCUGACAGUAGGGUUACCCCCAGAGCCACGUGAGAAGACCAUCUCUGCCCCGAUCCCCUAUGAGGAGCUUGUUCGCCUCAUCGAUGAAGCCAGUGACAAGAACCUUAGUGUCUCCAUCCUGACCCAGGAGAUCAUGGUGUACUUGUCCAUGUACAUGCGCACUCAGCCCUCGCUCUUCGCUGAGAUGUUCCGCAUCCGUAUUGGACUCAUUAUCCAGGUGAUGGCAACGGAGCUGGCACACUCCCUGCACUGCUCGGCUGAAGAAGCCACUGAGAAUCUGAUGAAUCUCAGCCCAUCGGAUGUGAAGAAUCUUCUUUUCCACAUUCUCUCUGGAAAGGAGUUUGGGGUGGAAAAGAGUGUGCGAUCAGUUGACUCGUCAGUCACCACCGCUAUCUCCAUCUGCGAAGUGGAGGCUGUUGGGGCCACUAAGCCUGAGCGUGCUGGCAUCGUCCGUCUGAAAAGUGAGAUCAAACAGCAACUGGAUAAACGUAGGCAGUCUCUGUCUAGGAGUAAGACCAUCGAUGUGCAAUCCGAAGAAGCAGAUCUGAAGUCCUCUCUGCACUUGGAGCUGCUGGGCAAGGGCUCUGUCACAAGCUUGCCAGAAGACCGGGGUGCUAAGGAUAGCCGCCAAGGCCAGUGGAAGAGGAGACGGCGGCUGGAUGGGGCCCUCAAUCGUGUCCCUGUGGGCUUCUACCAGAAGGUCUGGAAGAUCCUGCAGAAGUGCCAUGGCCUCUCUGUGGAGGGCUUUGUUCUCCCUUCUUCAACAACCAGAGAGAUGACCCCAGGGGAAAUAAAGUUUGCAGUGCAUGUGGAGUCAGUUCUCAACCGCGUGCCCCAGCCAGAGUACAGGCAGCUGCUUGUGGAAGCUAUCUUAGUGCUCACCAUGUUGGUGGACAUGGAGGUCCACAGUAUUGGUGGCAUCAUUGCUGUGGAAAAGAUCUUGCACAUUGCCAACGACCUGUUCUACGAGGAGCAGAAGGCCCUGGGUGCUGAUGAUCACAUGCUGGAGAAGGAUCCCAGCACCGGCAUUUGCAGCCUCCUGUAUGACAGCGCACCCAGCGGUAGGUUCGGCACCAUGACCUACCUGUCCAAAUCAGUGGCAAUAUAUCUGUACGACUUCCUGCCCAACGAAGGUUGUUCCAUGCAGUAGUUGGAGCUUGGAGCUCCUCUCCCUAGUUUGCAGACUACUUGUGAGGAUUGUUUUGUACAGCUUUUCAAGUCAGGUCUUAAGCUAGUUUGCAAGCAGCCUGCAUAGUUAUCUCACCUCCCAGCCCUGGCCUUGCUGCCGCUCUCCCACCAAGAGCAGCUCUCCAGAGGGGCUUUGCAGGAGUUGUGUGUCCACAUUGACCUGUGUCAAUGUACAGACUGCAGAGCAGGAGCUGGCGCAGAAACGCUGGACUUUAAAGUCUGCUUAUGUUAGAAGUGUCUGUUUGCAUGGCUUCUUGGGCUGUCACCCCCUGGGCGGGAUGAUGUUUGUGGGAGACUGCAAGAGGACACCCCUAACCUGGUGUGUGCACUCUGCACUGCAGCAUGCCCAGUCCAGCUGAUGCUACCCCUACCUGCAGCAGAUUUGAGGGGUUUUUUUACCUGUUCUGUGGUGCUUUUUGCUCCAGACUUGCAGGGUUUAUAAUAAGGUAACCCGAAGCCCUUACUCCUCUGCUGCUGGUGGAAAAUUUGGACUCUCCCUGCGAAGCAGCUCUAAAUGGGCUGCUUGGUUUGGCAUUAGCUGCACACACCAGCUUAAUACUCACUCAGCUCUUGCCUCUGCUCUCAUCCUCAGCUCUCACAGCCUGAGACUGGAGGAUGGCAGUGACUUGAGUGGAUCAGUGCCCUGCUCUAUCUCACAGGUGCUCACAGCUUGAAACCCACGUAGGAUAUUGCUGUUAGACUGAUAGAGGUCAGGCACACCAUGGAUUCCCACAGCAGAUCCUCCCUGCAUCCCUUCUCCCCCACAGCACGCUGGCUGGGGGGGAAGAUGGGUUUUGUGUGCAUUGUCUGAUCUCCAGCUUUAUUAGGCCUUAGGGCUGAGAAGAUUUCUUGGGUUGCUUUCAGGAGAGUUUCCUGCCUGUAGCAGUUACACUGUUAUCAGUGAGCACUGAUCCUCCAAACCCAUCUUCUUUAACUUCCCCUUCUGCCAAGUGUUACCAAUGCACCAUCUCUCAGCCCACUGGGCAUUUGAGGGUGUUGCUGGCAACGCAAGGAAGAGUGAAGUGAAAGAGGGGACCUCGGGAGCAGCUGAAGUGCUAGAAAGCACCUCCUCCCAUGGGCUUCAUCCAUGCAUGCUAACCCUUGCCAUGGAUCAGAGCCGUGGAGAGGAGGAGGAGGCAGGGAGAGACCUUCCACCAUUGCCUGCUAGCUCUCUCGCUCUUGAGAAGAUCAGGCACUGGGAUUAGAGCUGCCGGGGCUCUUUGCCAAGCCCAGGGCAGGGCGUUCAGAGCGUUAGAAAGCGCUGCUCGCCGUGAAUUGCUGGACAACAGGGCCCUCCUCAGCUGAAGAGCAUCUGCGUGGGGGUGGGGGGCUAUUGUGGCUGCUUCGGGGUGGCAGCGGUCGGGGAAGAUUGGGAACCGCGUGUGGGUGCCCCCAGGUGUGUGGAGUUUUUAAAAUACCUUUUGGAAGAGUGCUGAGUAUUUUUUUUGGGGGGGAGGGGGGCUUGUUGGGGGGGAGGGCAGCGCCAAUGAGGCCCCCCCACCCUGUUCACCCGCAGCGACUAGAGCAGUCGCACCUUCGCCUCUCUGCCCGGCUGCGGCUGUAAGAGGGAGGCAACUCGCAAGAGUCGUUCGGCGCGCGUAGGCGAUGCAUGCGGACUUUGGUUUUUGUUUCCUUUUGUAAUAAAAAACAUGUUAUAAAAAACA
Molecule: messenger RNA, 5470 nt
Organism: Rhea pennata
Lineage: Eukaryota; Metazoa; Chordata; Aves; Rheiformes; Rheidae
Gene: PHKA1
Product: phosphorylase kinase regulatory subunit alpha 1
Exons: 33
Coding region: 49-3768 (1239 amino acids)
Biological process (GO): glycogen metabolic process
Cellular component (GO): phosphorylase kinase complex
Molecular function (GO): calmodulin binding
Source: RefSeq, a predicted model, not a curated record